AUGGAGGAGGACGACGCGGCCGUGGCGGUGCGAGUGCUGAAGGAGCGGCUGACGUGGCAGCCGAGCGCCGUGACGAGCCGCGGAGAGCGCGGGGAGAAUGGGGAGCGCGGCGAGAGGGGAGAGAGUGGGGAGAGCGCGGAGAGCGACAGCAGCAGGCGCGUGCGGGAGGUGAUUCUGACGGCGGAAAACGAGAGCAAUCGCGAGCGGCUGCACGGCAUGCUGCGCGACGUGGCGUGCGAUGGGCUGUGCCUCUCGCUGCUUCUUCUCGGACCCAGAGGAUGCGGCAAGACUCUGGUUAGUGGCUUUAGCUCGUCCCCUCCUUCCCACUGCUGGCGGCGUGAUUUGAGUUCCUUCAAACCCACCUCCCCUCCUUCCCACACCUUCCCACGCCACUGCAUUUCCCUCAGGACUCCCAGGUGGUUUGACCUCCCUCACUCUGUCUCCCUCAAGGGGCAAGCAAGGAAUACUCUACCUGCUCGUGCACCUCAUGCGCCCUCCUCCAUGUCUUCCGCAUUGACACAAGCCACACCUGCGGCAUUCCCCACUGCACCCCCCCCCUCUUCCCUCCCUUCACAUCGUGUCACAGAGGGGCAAGCAGGGAAUACUCUACCUGCUCUUGGACUUCAUGCACUCUCUCCCUUGCGUUCCGAGUCAACUCAAAACGCACCUGUCUCAUCCCCCACUGUCUCCCUCUCCUCUCCCACCUCUCACAGAGGGGCAAGCAGGGAAUACUCUACCUGCUCUUGGAUCUCAUGCAUUCUCCCGACACACACCUGGCUGUCAUUGGUGUCUCCGCCUCUCAGGACGCGGACUCGCUCUCUUGCAUUCGUCGUGUGCCCACCCCUCCUCUCCCUUCAGGACGCGGAUCAGCUGCUUGAGAAGCGAGUGCGAUCGCGCUUCUCCAACCGCAAAAUCAUCUUCCUUCCGCCGCAGCCUCACGACUUUGUCAGAUUGCUUCACUCAACCCUCACUCUCCCAGCGCAGAGGCCACCAUCCGUCUCCCCUGCUCCUCCCAACCCUGAUUCAUCUGCUCCUCCACUUCACCACAACACCACUGCACCUGCUACCAAUGCUCCUCCUAACGCCACCGAUUCUUGGGCUGCGUUCGCAGCGGGGUUCAACGAACGGGUGGAAGCGGUUUUCCAGCAUCCCUCGGUGCUGGCCGUUUUGCUGCAGUCGACCGCGGUCAACCGCACAGCACCACACAUUUUCAAGCUCGGGUUCCGAGCAGUGUGCGAGAUGGUGAGGAGAGGAGGUCAAACUCUUUCGGUGGCUGAUUUUGAAAGGGCGUAUGCUGCCACCACACAGCCCAUCCGGCAGCAGAUGCUCUCAGAGUAUGAGUCUCGGAGAGUGGCGGCCAGAGGCUCUGUCUCUGAUGUCUUCUCUCAAGAAUCCGCCUUACAGGCUUACGGGCGGCUUAUAGAUGCCAAUUUUGUAGCGGUUGUCUCUGGGCAGCAACCAGCCAGUGUGGAGGACCUUGAAUUCUUACCUGCCCGUUUGCUGGUUACUGCAUACGAGCUAGAAGAGGCUAUCAACAAGAAUCCACGUGUUCCUGUAACGGCUCUGAGCUCUACGCCUCGAUCCCUCGCCGAUGACCUGCCGUGGAGGGAUACGCUGAAGGCCUUCGGCUCUUUCUUGAAAGCCCUGGAAUCGUCAGGCGCAUCGAAGCUGAUCGACUCGUAUGUCGCGUCCCCUUUCGGCGCGCGCACGGGGGUCACUUUCCUCGCGCCGACCGACGACGCGUUCGCGGCGAUGCCGGCGCAAGACGCGGAGAUGCUGCGCACGAUGCCGUGGGCCAUGGCGAGCCAGCUGCUGUUCCACGUCGUGAAGAAGAGACUGACGCAUGUCCAGCUGCGCUCCGCUCGCCCCGAAACUAAGUACGGCACUCUCUCCAACGUCGCCGUCGUCAAGGUGUACGCGCCCAUCCUCGAGUUCGGCCCCGCAGGCUCGCCAUACGGCCCGCAGGUGUCGCGCGCUAAUGCAUAUGUGGGAGACAGCAUUGCCGUGCAUGGAAUCACGGAUGUCAUGGACCCGGGUCUCUACUCGCGCCAGUUCAUCCGCCCCCUCGUGCAGAUGAAAGCAGUCUCUGGCGACCCUGCGCUGGCCCAGGCCCGGGCACACCGUGGGCGAGUGGCAUGCGAAUCUGUGCUGGCAGCGCUGCAGAAGAAAGGGCUCUCUCGCUUCACUGAGGCGCUCCAGAAGGCUGAGCUUCAGGAGUAUCUAUGCCGCAAGCUCGAGACCCAAGAGCUGACACUGAUGGUGCCCUCAAACGAUGCUUGGGAUCACUUGGCGCCUGCUGUUGCUGACUCUAUUGCGGACAACCCACAGAAUAUUAUCCAGGUGCUACUUUUCCACAUCCUUGAGACAAGACUCACUGCAGCUGAUCUUCGCAGCUCGGCACCCGGUGACGAGGUACGUCACACACAGAAACACUGUACUUAA
Molecule: messenger RNA, 2442 nt
Organism: Closterium sp. NIES-65
Lineage: Eukaryota; Viridiplantae; Streptophyta; Zygnematophyceae; Desmidiales; Closteriaceae
Source: the annotation of a GenBank genome assembly